AUGAACAUCGAAAUGAAGGACAUAGAAUAUGUUGAUGAAAUUUCGGGAGUUGAAAUAAGUAAAAAUGGAACUUUAAAAAAAGACUUUUUGGAAUUUUUUUAUUCGUAUGGGUAUAACUGUCGGAGAUACUUUAAUAUUUGUGUGGUUGACCCUGAUACUGUUAUUUUUGCCUCAGGAUGUUGGAUUAAUAUUUUUGAUGUUAAGAAUAGGGAGCUCAGAUUCCGGAGGUGUUGUUACGAAGGAAUUGGACACAUUGCCAAAAAUCCAUCGAAACCGCAUAUCGCAAUAGCAGAAACUGGAAUUGAUCCCCCAAUAAUAAUAUACUCAUAUCCAAAUUUCGAAAUUAUCACAAAACUUCUCAAUGGGACUUUAAAAAAAUUUUCUCAUCUCUCGUACAAUUCCAAUGGGGAUUUGCUUGUGUCCCAAGGUGGCGAGCCCGAUUAUUCGCUAAUAAUAUGGGACUGGGCCUCAUCAACAAUAAAAUUACGUUGCCAAUCACACACCUCAGAAGUUUACAAUGUCGUAUUUUCGUCAUUUAUGCCAGAAAGUUUAGUGACCUCAGGUUCUGGUCACAUCAAAUUUUGGAAAAUGGUUGACACCUUCACAGGAUUAAAAUUGCAAGGCUCAUUAGGACGAUUUGGUAGCACAGAAAGCUGCGAUAUCAUAGGAAUUUUUUGUAUGCCCGAUGGUAAAGUUGUUUCGGGCUGCGAGUGGGGAAAUAUUUUACUAUGGACGCAGAGUUUGAUUUCGUUGGAAGUCAGAAGAAAAAAUAAAAAACCAUGUCAUGAUAACAUGAUAACACAAUUUGAAUUCAAUAACGGCGAAUUAAUGUCAAUAGGAAUGGACGGCUGGAUUAAAAUUUGGUACUACGAGAGCAUUGAUAAUGCAGAACCAUCAGAAGAAAAUCCUUAUAUUGAAAUAGAACCGAUCUAUGAAUUUAGAAUUUUUGAACAAGUUAAUAAUAAUAUUAAUGUCGAUUCAAUGUUGAUGUGUAUUAAAAAAAAAAUGAACGAUUCUGAAGAUACAUUUUGGUACGGGCAAGAUGGCAAUGGUGGAUUAUGGUUAAUAGAUCUUUCGACUCUUAACCCACCGACACAGCCUCAAAAAUUAUUAACCUGCCACGCAAGUGCAAUCGCCGACAUCGCAACAAGCACAUGGUCAAAUUUACUCGCAUCUUGCGGUGAUAGCCGGCUCAAUAUUUAUGAUUACUUGAAAAAAAAAUUAAUAGCCACUUAUAAAUUUAAUGAUUCUUGUACUCAAGUCAUCUGGGUACCCUGCUCAAUUGACCCGACGGGCUCAACUCUAAUUUGCUCAUUCACAAGCGGAAUUAUUCGAAUUCUCGUGAUUAAUUUUAAUGAAUUAAUUAAUAAGCCUGUUACUAAUAGUCAUGAUAAUGUAUAUUUAACACAAAUCAUUAAGCCGCAUACGAAAAAAAUAACAAUUAUGUCAAUGAAUUCUUCAAAAAGAUUACUAGUGACUGGAAGUAAAGAUUUAACAAUGUUUAUAUUUCAUAUAAAUAAUGAUAAAUUAUUUGAAUUAGUUGCCAUUGGUUACAUAAAUUUGCCUGCUGUUAUAAAUUGCGUGAAUUGGAAUCCAGAAUUUGAUGGAAUGAUUUUUUUGGGAUGCAUGAAAGGAUAUUUUGUUGAAAUAAAAUUACCGGAAACGAGACCGGUUUAUACAAAAAUAAGUUACGAGUUAGUGGAAUACAAAUUUCGAACUUUUAAGACAGAGAUUAAAAAUAGAGAAAUAAAAAUAGAAAGCGAUAUUUAUAAAAUACCUGAUAUAUUAACCAUUAAUUAUAUGGAUGAUAAAAUAUGGUUAACGAUGAGUGGCGAUAGUAAAGGAUUUAUUUAUGAAUUCAUUUUACCCAAAGAUGAAGAGUUUGAUCAAAUAAUUAAUGUGCAACCGGAUAGAGUUAUACGAAUUUUUGAAGAUGAAAAUGAAGAAAUAUUUAGUUGGGUUUUUUAUGACGAGUAUUUAAUCCUGGGCCUUGAAAGUGGAAAAUUAAAAAUUUGUCAUUUGAAUAAAAAUGACACGACAAAUUUAUCCGACUACUGGCUUCUGCCCAUCCAUGAAAAUUCAGACGGUCAAAUAACAAAAAUUUUAUUAAGCUACGACAGAAAAAUGUUAUUCACUUCCGGCUGUGAUGGAAAUAUUUUCUCAUUCGUUAUUAACAAUAAUAAUUUAUUAGACAAAAAAAUUAAUUUUGAAAAAGCUCAAAAGUUAAUUACGACUCCAACAAUUGUAGAAGAUAUUGAAGACAAUUAUCCAAGUUUAGAAGAAGUUAUAAAAAAAAAAGAACAAGACCGAGUUCUUAAUGAAGCAAAGAAACGCAAACAAGAGACUUUAGAAAUUUUAGAACGUCUUAGAAAUAAUUAUUGUCAAAUUAUUAUCAAAAAUAAUGAGUUAGCAAAGUCCCAGCAGCUGACUCAAGAUGAACUUGAACUCGACCCACGAAUUACAGAGGAUUUAAAUAGAGAAUUAAAAGAAAAAUUGGAUUCUGUUUAUAAAAAAUAUGAAUUUGAUCUUGAAAAAAGUAGACUAGGUUUGGAAAAAUUAAUGAAUUUUUUUAUUAAACCUAUUACUUGUGUACCUUUUGCUGUAUGCAGAAUUUUGAAAUCUGAUUCGAUGGUUCACUCACUGAGAGAAAGAAAAUUAGCUGAUGAUUUUAAUGAAACUUAUGACAGCGUUGAAAGUUUUUUAAAAGGACUAAACCCUGAUACAGUUCAAUAUAAAUUAGGCGCCCAGAUUAAUCAGAUGUUAAAAAAAUAUCGUGAGAGAAAAGCGCGAAAUGCUCAACGUGCUCAAGAAUGGAAACUAAUGGAGGCCAGUAAACCAGAUACGAAUGCUGAUAAUGAAGAGGAUGUUAAAGCUGUUGAAGAAGCCAAAAAAACAAUCGGGGAUUAUAAAUUAAAAAUUUCAAAUAAUUAUAAUUAUGAUGAAAAUUUUAAAGUUAGUCGGGACACUACUUUAAGUAAACAUAAACAACUUCUAGAUUGUAGAAAAAAGGUUCAUCUACUACGCGAGAGCUUCAAUGAACGUCUGAAAAAUAUCCGCAGCAAAAAAUUGGAGCUACAAAAUGAAGUUAUCGGCCUAAUAAAUAAAUUAAACCUUAUUCAUACAGAAAUACCAGAAAAAUAUAUAAAACUCUUGCCUUCUAUGUUAGAAAUUAAUUAUGACAUUGAAUUUCCGGAAAAAAAUUUAGAAUUGGAAAAAUAUAAAUCAUUAUCAGUAAAAUUCAAUGAGUCUCGUAAUAAGCAAUACAGUAAAUCUUUAACUGAACCACAAGCCCAAGAAUUGAAACUAAAUAAAAAAUUAUAUGAUGACGAAUACGAAAUUCUGUUAUUAGAUGAAAAAAUAGUAAAUAACCAACUAAAUAUGUUUGAUCCAGAGUUAGAAGAUAAUUUGAUAAAAAAAUCAAAAUUAGAAAUAAAAAUUCCACUAGAAAAAAUGGAAGAAAUGAAAAAUUUUGAAGAUCGUGAGCUGACUGCAUGGGAGCGAGAGAUGAAAUUAGCACGCGUGGCUAAAAAAAUUUAUGAACAAGACUGUAUUAUUAAUUAUAUUAAUAAUAGUUAUAGGAAUAUUGAUUUGGAUCUGGAUAAACUGGACCAAGAAAGACUGGAAAUUAAAGCGGAUUCCAUUUAUUCGGAGCUCUACCAGCUGACUUUACAUCAGGAAUUAAUUAUUCUGAAAGAUUUCGAAGAGAGAGAAAAUUUGCUGAUUUACAGAGUUGAUGAUCAUACUUACGAACGUGAUGCUAUUAAACAAAAGAUACAAAAAUUAAACAGCAGUAUUGACAUUAAAAAUAAAGAAAUAUCUAAAAUAACAGACAAGAUAAAAGAAUUAAAUAAACAAUUUACAAAUUUAACAAGUGAAAAUAAAUUUUCCGAGUAUUUAAAAAAAAUUUACCGAAAAAAAUUCAAAUUUACCCGAAUAACUGACGAUUCAUCAGAAUCUUCGACAAGUGAAUCGAGUUCCGAUGAAGACAAUCAACUCAGUACUGAAGACGAAAAUUUUGACUAUUUAAAUUUGGACGAAAAUACAUGCCCUAUAGGUUGCGAUGAAGAAUUAUAUAAAUUGUCAUUUUCUAUGCGCACAAAACGGCACAAAUUUGAAAACCAAAUGCGAGAUGACCAGAAAAUCCUUGAAGAUUUACGAAAACAAUUGGAUCAGGACAAAAAAAAAUUUAAAAUCAUUGAAAGUAAUUUAAAUUUGAGCCAACGUGAGCUACAAGACUACAUGCGAGAAAAACAAAAAAAAUUAAAUGAAAUUGAUGUUACGGUUAUUUUGAAAUUACAUCAAUUGCAGCAUAUCGACAAUGACAAUUUAGUAAAAAUAAGUGACUGUGUUGUGUUUGAUCGAACACAACUAUCGCAACUUUACACGCGAGUCGGGGAAUUGCAGCAAGAAACUACCGACCAAAAAAUAAAACACAAGUAA
Molecule: messenger RNA, 4440 nt
Organism: Microplitis demolitor
Lineage: Eukaryota; Metazoa; Arthropoda; Insecta; Hymenoptera; Braconidae
Product: cilia- and flagella-associated protein 44
Exons: 19
Coding region: 13-4440 (1475 amino acids)
Molecular function (GO): protein binding
Source: RefSeq, a predicted model, not a curated record